Cavia porcellus (domestic guinea pig) is the source of this 7015-nucleotide messenger RNA. It is a transcript of the gene Rbfox2, whose product is annotated as RNA binding fox-1 homolog 2. Gene Ontology annotation, cellular component: cytoplasm; nucleus. The transcript has 15 exons. The record is from RefSeq and is a predicted model, not a curated record. NCBI's taxonomy places the organism in Eukaryota, Metazoa, Chordata, Mammalia, Rodentia, Caviidae. Gene Ontology annotation, molecular function: mRNA binding. The coding region runs from base 128 to 1525 and encodes 465 amino acids. Gene Ontology annotation, biological process: regulation of alternative mRNA splicing, via spliceosome; nervous system development.
CGCACGCACGCACGCGGGGGGCGGGGCAGGCGCGCGCCCGCGUGUCGCGACUGUCGGGGCCGAGGCCCAGGGGGUGGUGGCCUGUCGCGGGUCGCCCGGCUCCCGGAGGCGAGGGGGGCGCGGGCGGAUGGCGGAAGGUGCCCAGCCGCAGCAGUCGCCACAGCUCGGGCCCGGCGCCGCCGCCCGGGGCAUGAAGCGGGAGUCAGAGUUGGAGCUGCCGGUUCCCGGAGCGGGAGGAGACGGAGCCGAGCCCGGCCUGAGCAAGCGGCCGCGCACCGAGGAGGCGACGGCGGACGCCGGCGGCGGCGGGAUGCAGAACGAGCCUCUGACCCCAGGUUAUCAUGGAUUCCCAGGGCGGGAUAGCCAGGGUAACCAGGAGCCAACAACAACUCCUGAAGCAAUGGUUCAGCCUUUUACUACCAUCCCAUUCCCACCACCUCCACAGAACGGAAUUCCUACAGAAUACGGAGUGCCACACACUCAGGACUAUGCCGGCCAGACCAGUGAGCAUAACCUGACACUCUACGGAAGCACGCAAGGCCAUGGGGAGCAGAGCAGCAACUCGCCCAGCGCACAGAACGGAUCUCUUCCGACAGAAGGUGGAGCACAGACAGACGGCCAGCAAUCACAGACACAAAGUAGUGAGAAUUCUGAGAGUAAAUCUACCCCUAAACGACUACAUGUCUCUAAUAUCCCUUUUCGUUUCCGGGACCCUGACCUCCGGCAAAUGUUUGGGCAGUUUGGCAAAAUCCUAGAUGUAGAAAUAAUCUUUAAUGAGCGUGGCUCUAAGGGAUUCGGGUUCGUAACUUUCGAGAAUAGUGCUGAUGCAGACAGGGCCAGGGAGAAAUUACACGGCACCGUGGUAGAGGGCCGUAAAAUCGAGGUGAAUAAUGCCACAGCACGUGUAAUGACCAAUAAGAAGAUGGUCACACCAUAUGCAAAUGGUUGGAAAUUAAGUCCAGUAGUUGGAGCUGUAUAUGGCCCUGAAUUAUAUGCAGCAUCCAGCUUUCAAGCAGAUGUGUCCCUAGGCAAUGACGCGGCAGUGCCCCUAUCAGGAAGAGGGGGUAUCAACACUUACAUUCCUUUAAUCAGUCUCCCUUUAGUUCCUGGCUUCCCUUACCCAACUGCAGCCACCACGGCGGCUGCUUUCAGAGGAGCCCAUCUGAGGGGCAGAGGGCGGACAGUAUAUGGUGCAGUUCGAGCGGUACCUCCUACAGCCAUCCCCGCCUAUCCAGGUGUGGUUUACCAGGACGGAUUUUACGGUGCUGACCUCUAUAUAGAAUCUGCAAACUGCUUCAGAUCAAACAGGGUGGAUAUGCAGCCUACAGAUAUGCACAGCCUGCUACUGCAACUGCAGCCACAGCUGCUGCAGCCGCUGCAGCCGCUUACAGCGACGGUUAUGGCAGGGUAUACACAGCUGACCCCUACCAUGCCCUUGCCCCUGCCGCUAGCUAUGGAGUUGGCGCUGUGGCAAGUUUAUACCGAGGUGGCUACAGCCGAUUUGCCCCCUACUGAAGUGACGUGAGACCCCUGCAAAUGGGACAGCCCCCAGUCAUGAGGCCUGGCUAUUGCAAUAUUUACUAGUAGAGGAACUCUAUAGCAAGAUGAAGAGGAAAAACAAACAGACAAAAAAAAAAAAAACCCACAAAAAAAGAGAGAAUACUUUUUUAUACCUCACUAUGUUCUUUGAAUAUGUAUUUUUCCUUUAAAUUUUCUGCCUUUAAUUCUUUUGUUCCAAAGAUUGUGCAUUUUUCCUUUUUUUCUUUUUUUUUAAAUUGUGGUUAAAAAAAUAAGAUAAUGCAUUUCCAUGUCUGUAUGUCCAUGCUUAGCUUAUUCUAUCAAUCAUGGAAGAGGCAGUUAAUGAAGGAGAGACAUUGGUAGCUGAUAAAUGCAUUUGAUCAGAAAUCGGCAGACAGAAUUACCAAAGUGUAUCUGGUGCUGUGUGGCUGAGGGACAAGCAGAAGUAGAAGAGAUCUUUCUGCAGCAGCGUAUUCUGUAGUCUUCUGAAUUUCUGGUCUGUGGCAGGUGGUUCUGAUUGGCUGUGGCUGGAAUCCACAAGCCAAUAGAUAGGAAUUUGUGUUUGCUAAGCAGGAGAAUUAAACACUUUCCUCUCCUCUUCCUUCAUAUCUUCUCCAUACUUUCUACAAUCAUCUUAAUACAAAGCCUGAAACAGUUGGCAUCGUUUUUGGAAUUACAGUAUUGAUAUUUCCAAACAUGCCCUCAGGCUGAAUAAUAAACACCUCAUUAGGAAGUCAAUCUCAGAAUGAAUUCUGGAGUAUGAAAACACUUAAUUCUUUUCUUCCCUGUAAUCUAGCUUUCCUGCUGGGCUUCUGAUCCCCUUCAAUUGAACCACAGCUUAGCUCAUGUAUUCUUUUAUUAAUGUGCUGCUCCCAUGUCCUCAAGAUUCAGGAAUUUAGGACCCAGGGACAGAAGAAUGAAUAGCCAGUGGCCAGAUUUCCCCCAGGUAUAUGGGGACAGCGUGAGGAUUAAAAGUACAAAGUGUUUAGAGCCAUUAGAGGGGCUGCAGAAGAGAAAAGGAAUCCUGGAAGACCUGAUCUUCCUUACCUUGCAUCAAAAUGUAGUACAAACUAUUAAAAAUGGAAUAAAGAAUCUCUUGGGGAAAGAUAAGGCACCAAGCCCAGGGGUCAGCUGUCCCUGGAAGUUUCGGUGAUGAGGACAUGUGAGGGCAAUCAGGGGCGCUUUGUACUUGCUCCAAAGCCAUAGGAAUUUUCAUCUUCCAGAGCCUCCGCAAGUUCCGUCUCUACCCAGUCUCCAGCCCUCAUGGCCAUUGCACCCAGCUUCUCGUUGCCCUCCAGAGACACCCAGCUGAGCACCUGGACUACCUGGUGUGUGUUAACUCUGUAGGACACAAGCUCCAGAGCCCACAAUGGGAGGAGGAUUUGACGUGGCCGGGAUCUUCCUGCAGGGCCACAGCAGUGAGUCACUGCUCUUGCUGUCUGGCUUUGGUUUUAUGUUACCAAAAUCAGGAAGAAUGUAGUUCUCUUCCAACUCUUGUAACUGAUCAAAACAAGCAUCCUACAGCAUUUUCAAAAAGAAGGAAUUAGGAAAUAGACAAGUGUGUUGAUCUGCUUGGCUCCCUGGUUGGUUCCGUUGGUAUCGGAGUGACCUUUUACCCAAAGGAUAGCUGCUGAACCGAGUAAUUCAGAGACAUGGAGCUUCUGCUUUGUUGUGGGUUUGGUUUGGGUUUGUUUUUUCACUGCAGCCUGCACGUGUGUUCUUGACUGAAAACAUUCGUGUCCCUUAAUUAAAAUGACUGAUGGAUGUAUGACAGCAUGAAGCAUUCUUUGUAAACAGAGUGAUGUAUCUGGGAGAGCACUGGCCCGUGCUGUGUGACACACAUCCUCUCCCCUUCAAAUCCUCUGUCCUGGUACCCAGGGAGAGCAUGGACAUGAAGUAAAAUGAGAUGUCAAGGAAGCUGGAGGCCUCGAUGCAAUCAUUGAUCCUGGGGACACACAGAACAGGGACAGCCUGCCCAGCCCUUGGGCUGUUUGUAGAGUCCCUUCCCCCAAGCCAAAGUUUGGUUUGUUGUUGUUAAGACAAUUUUUGUUGUGUGUAUAUAAAUAUGUUAGGUAGGAGAAGGAGGAUAGGAUGUGGAGCUCUCACAGUUCUAGGGAAAGGGGGCAGGGAGAAUUUUGUUUGUUUUCUUUUGCUUUUGUAUUGAGGGGAAACUUUCACUAACUAAAGAAACAGAGAAAUUUUGGUCAUGUACAAUAAAGGCCUUUCUCACAAAAUGGCAAGCCACUCAACCCAGUGAAAACUAGGCCAAAUCUUACCUGGCCGUGUCCAUAGCAGGGGAGGAGAACAGGGGAAUGAGUUUAAGAAUGUUUUUCUUCUUUUUUCCUAGACAGAAAUAAGGAUGAUGGGCAAGGUCGAGAAGGCAGAUUCCCACAGUCCUUCCCAAGCAGGCAGAGGUUGAGCCUGAGGUACUUCUGUACCUUUCAGUUCGGCGGGUUCUGGCUGAGGCCUUGGGGGCGAGCUUCCCUUGCCAGUUCGACCAGCUGCCUCUCCCAGAAUGCGUCUUAAUGCUACUUCCUCAGCUCCCUUUUCUAGGGAAGAUUAAAUGGAGUUCUGCUCUUUAUAAAAAGAUGUUUGGUUUUCAGGGUCUGUGCUGAGAAUCGAGAUUCUCCUAAGCAUCUAGAGUUCGUGAUACCAGCCCUCCCCAUUAACUUUGAAUUUUGAGAAUGGUCAACGUCAUGAGAGGCAGGUUCCUCUGCAGCAAUGCCAGAUGACUCUGGUUCUUACUGGGUUCCUGGUUCUUACUGGGUUCAGAAACUGAGUCCAUGGAGUUCGGUAUUUUGUGAGUUCAUUCAAGGAUGCUGGUUGAUAUUUCCAAAACACUUAGCGAUACUGAGUCACAGUACAUGAAUGAGUUUGUUGAGUUUUACUGUAGUUCAUGACCUGGACUUUCUCUGCUGAGCACCUUACUCUUAGAAGCUGGGCUCCUUUAAGGAGACCUCUAGUGAAAACCUUUAUCUGAAUGCUCCUCUUUUAGCCCAGAGAGCUUCCCUUAGGUCUUCUCCAGAAAUCCAUGUGUUACUUAGUUUUAACUCCCACAGAUUCACCUCCACCAUUGUGAUUCACCAUUUUUAAGGCUCUCAGGUUUAACAAAACCUAUCACCAUUGUCCUCCAGCAGCCUCAGUCUGAAUUGAGCCCCACUGUAUUUUCUUUCUUUAAAAAAGAAGUGGACUGAGGCUCAGUUUUUAGUUUAAGGAGAGCUCAUGGCGAUUAGUCAAUAGAAAUCAACAAUAACAGCUUUUCCUCACAUGUGGACUCCUCAGGGGCCGAACAGCUCCUAGUUUAGGUUAUCCUUUGCUAGAGAUGUAGCAGAUAAGCCGGCUGUCACCAGUUUUAUCCCUGCCCACAUAGCUUCCGGGUAUGAGGGACUGUCAGGCAGGGAUGGAAGCAGCCCUAAGGAUAUGAUAACCUCUUUCCCUUCGGCAGGCAGGAGAAUAAGGCCGACCAAGGGCCAGUCUGGAAAGCACUUAAGACAUUUAAGGAAGAAGAGGGGAAACUGUGGUGAACCAUCCCCGAUAGCCCAGUGCAGCCUGUUCUCUGCUGCUUGCAACCCUCUAGCACAGUAACGUUUGCAGAAUUACGGAUUUUUUCCCCCACAGAUAUUAGGAGGAAAGGGAUUUGGGGGUGGGGUGGGGAAGGGGUUGUGGUGUUUUAAAAGCAUAAGUUUCCUGUUUGCACUGUUUUAAGAUAGGAAAAAAUAGUGGGCAAGGUGAGCAUCAAAUGUAAGCUUGUGUGUUUUAUUUUGUCAUGCUCUUGAAAAUGUCUGACAUUUGUAGUAUACACCAGUGACACUUGAUUCUCUGUUGCAUAAAACACUAUAUUUUUUUGGAAAUGUUACUGUCCAAAAGCCUCUUACCUCCCUUUCCUUCCUACAUACUUCAUCCUUGCUUUAUUGAUCAGCCAGGCAAUAGCCAUGCACGAGCUAGAGCGUGAAACAGGGCCCUUUCCAAGCAGGCUCUGGGUGUCCUAAGCCAGCGUGUGCCCUCUGGGUUACUGAGAAUAGUAGAGUCCCUGGCACCUGUCUUUAAAAACAAGGCUCACAGGCCAGACCACAGCAAGCUGUCACGUUCCUCAGUGAGACACCAGGAAUGCAGCGCCAAGGAAUGGAGGGGUUCCUGAAGUAUUGCAGUUGGCUGGCGUGGCAAGUUCUUAUCUAUGUUACCGAAACUGUAGCCAGUUACAGUUUACUCAGGAAAACGGUAGCUCAUUCAGCCAUGGUAGUGCUGGUUGGCAGGGAUUGGUAACUGAAAGGACUGCUCAUCAGCCAAAACUCAAACCUUGCCUUUAAGGAGACCCAUCAGCGUGGGACUUGGUCCUCCUUGUCUGGGAGUCACAUGCGUGCCAGUGAUGUAAGGCUCCAUUCACUUUGGCAAGAAAAAGGAGACAGAAAUUCUCUUUUCUCCCCCACCGCCUGCUCCUGUUACCAACAACAGAUUGCAGGGCUGGGCACAUGAGUUUUUGAGAUUUUUCAAAAAAAUUUUUCUUGAUUUGGUUAUUCUGGAGACUGAUAAGUACUUUAAGCAAUGUCUGUACCCCACCGAGACUCCCAGCUUGGUCUUUUUUUCUUUUUCUUUUUCUUUUCUUGUUUUUUUUUUUUUUUUUUUUUUUGUAUUUAAUGUUCACAGUAUUUGUGAGUGUGUGUGUGCUUGUUUUGGCAGUUCAUUUUGGCUGAUAUAUAUAUAUAUAGAGAGAGAGAGAGAGUGAUGAAUUGAUCCUCUCCCCCCCACACGCAGUUUUUGUUUUGUUUUAUAUUUUCUUGUGUUACUCUGCUUGUGAAUAGCUGGAGCCACGCUGGGGCUGACAUGUAAGCUAGGGCUGCAAAGUGAGAAGAGAGCCAGCGGAGUUCACUUGUCCUUGACAGGCUGACCGACCUGUGACUCUGAACUUUUCAGUCCCAAUCUUUGCAAGGCUCAAAAUGCCGCAGAACCUCUCCUCUCCUCUCCACCCCCAUGGCAGGGACUGGCCAACCCGACAUGCAACAUGCAGUUUCUCUGGCCUCUCCCGUUGCCAUGGCAGCACAGGUACCUUCGGGGCACGGGGGCAUCCCAUGGGAUGCUUGUACAAUUGACCACCUAGCCUUCUCCCCUCCCCAUCCUGUCCUCCCCAGAAUCACUUCCUAGGACACCCGAGCUGCUUGCCCAGGAUCCUGUUUCCCUGCUAACUCCAGAGAAACAUCCCAGGGCUUUGUGACAGUCUCUGAUUCCUUUUCCUUCUCAUUAAGAAUCAUAUUGUAUAGUAGCUUUCAGACCAUACAGUAUUCAUUGGGUUACUCCUAUUAUUAUCAAGUAGCUGGAAUUGUGAAGGUCGGAGUAGUUAGAUCUUUAGCUUUUAUUCCUUUUUUUUUUGUAUUACUCUCCAUGUGUAUAAAUUAUUGAUCAUGUUGCUGGCUUUUAUAAACUCUAAGCAAAGGAGGAGCACUGCCUCAUCCUUUGCCAAUGGUAAUGAAGCACUGUUUUUCAAUAAAAGAGAGAAACACCA